This is a messenger RNA of Prorocentrum cordatum, 1014 nucleotides long. The record is from the annotation of a GenBank genome assembly. NCBI's taxonomy places the organism in Eukaryota, Dinophyceae, Prorocentrales, Prorocentraceae.
AUGCCAACGGAGGGCCGCCGAGAGCACCUGGGCCGGCACCGCCGGUCGGCGCUCGUGGAAGGAGGCGCACGACGCCGCAAAGGAGAUCCAGGACAGGCUCCAGCGCAUCAUCUCGGGCUCCGCCGAGAGGGUGUCCGAGCUCGACGCGCUCUCCACGGGCUGGGGCGCGCGGGCUCCCAGGGUGCCGCCGGUGCCGCAGAGUCCGCCCAACCCCGCCGAGGCUCGCAAGAUUGGCGACCGCCGCCUGAAGCCCUUUGGCAAAAACGCCAUGGGGGAGGCGUUGCAGGGAUGGUUCGAGGCGCCGGAGGGCGAGGCCUACCGGGACCUGGAGCAGGACCCGCCCGUUCUCGCCUUCGGCAUCCUCGGCAAGGGCUCCGUCGUCGGCACCUCCCCCCCGGAGCUGCUCGAGCUCCCGGAGCGGCUCUACCCCGUGCAGCUGACCGCGGGCGCCCAGGACGACCCGGGCGCUGGGCCCGAGGAGAACCGCCUGUGGAAGGAUUCCAUUCGAAGCUCGUGGUCGAGCAGCUGGAGCUCCUCUGGCCGGACGCCGAGCGGGCGGCGGCGAGCGUGCAGGCCGCGGAGGCGCGGGCGGAGGCGCGCGUGCCGGCGGAUCUGGCCGCGUUCCGGCGGCGGGCGCUUGACGCCAUGGAGGAGUCCUGCCCGGACCCGACGGUGCAGAGGCCGGAGCUGGAGAGGUGCCUGGGCAGGAUGCAGUCGGACAAGGGCUUGCUGCGCAAGCUGUACUGGCUGGAGAACAAGGUCCUCGAGCUGGAGGGCUGCAACAACCAGCUGUCGCGGAUGAGGGCGGAGGCCCAGGAGCUGUCGAAGGGCAGCGCCGACCUGGAGCGGAAGAUGCGCUCCUGCUCAACCAUGGAGGAGCGUGCCUAUGGCUGCAGGGUGGACAUCUGGAACAUCGCGGACGCGGUUAGAGGUGCCAUGGAGAUCGAGGCUGCGGAGAAGCAGAUAGGGAAGGGCGUGGCAGAUUUUUUUAGUGGUCUGAACCCGUUCAGAUAG